AAGAAGGUCGGUGGAAGUGAAACAAGAGUGAAGUGUGGCGGGAGAAAAGAAGGUCGGUGGAAGUGGAUAAAGGAUCGAAGGAAAGCAGUGCAAGUGGCCCUGGGCCAGAAGAGUGCCAGAGGUGGCCGGAAGGCAGCGGGAGCGGAGCUCAAGCCUGAGGGUGUUUGGAAAUUGGAAGAAUUGGUGGCAGACGAAAGUGAGGACUCGGAGUCGGCCUCGGAGAGUGGGCGACGUGUUCGGGAUGUGGGAUCAGAGGCUGGUUAGACUGGCCCUGCUGCAGCAGCUUCGGGCUGUCUAUGGCAUUAAGGUCAAGGGUGGCCGUGGGCAGUGUGAUCGCAGGAGAAAUGAAACUGCCGCUACGGAAAUAAGGGGUAAGAUAUUUGGAGUUCCUUUUAAUUCAUUGCCUCAUUCAGUUGUUCCAGAGUAUGGAGACAUUCCAAGCUUUCUCGUUGAUGCAUGCACAGCGUUAGAAGAGCAUAUUCACACAGAAGGGCUUUUUAGGAAGUCGGGGUCUGUUAUUCGUCUAAAGGCGCUAAAGAGUAAACUGGACCAUGGUGAAGCCUGCCUGUCUUCUGCGCUUCCAUGUGAUGUUGCAGGUCUGCUUAAGCAGUUCUUCCGGGAACUGCCAGAGCCUGUCCUCCCAGCUGAUCUGCAGGAAGCGCUUUUCAAAGCUCAACAGUUAGGAGCAGAGGAGAAGAAUAAAGCUACAUUGUUGCUGUCAUGCCUUGUGGCAGACCCCACAGUGGCUAUAUUAAGAUACUUCUUUAACUUUCUCAAGAAGGUUUCUCUUAGGGCGAGUGAGAAUAAAAUGGAUAGCAGCAAUCUUGCAGUGAUAUUUGCGCCAAAUAUUCUUCAGACAAGUGAAGGCCAUGAGAAGAUGUCUGCCAACACAGAGAAAAAGCUUCGAUUGCAGGCAGCAGUAGUACAGACUCUUAUUGAUUGCGCAUCAGAUAUUGGACACGUGCCAGAUUUUAUCCUGGACAAGAUACCAGCCAUGUUAGGUAUUGAUGGCCUCUGUACUUCUCCACCCCUGGAAGGCUUUGAAGGAGACUAUGAAACUCCUGGUGAAUGUAAGAGAAAAAGAAGACAAAGUGUUGGAGAUUUUGUUAAUGGAGCCCUAAAUAAACUCAAAUCCAGCAAAACACCCUCUAUUACACCUCAACAAGAUAGAACUGCCCAGGCCUCUGUCUCACCACUGAUUCUCACACCAAGUGUUAAGCGUAAACUGCCAGGAGAGUCUUCUCACGCCUUCUCAAGUAAAAAAAGGAAGUCCAUCAAACACAACUUGAACUUUGAACUGUUGCCAAGUCAUAUCUUCAGCAAUUCUACACCAGUAUCAGUUCACUUUGAUACGAGCCCAGACGGGUCAUCUCAGAGUUCACUCUCACCUAUCACUGUGAGUGGAAACCACUUGACCAACACAGACGCAAGGCGAAGUAAGAGGAUUGCGAGCAAAAGAGUUUACAGGGUAGAAUCAGGAAAAGCAGGCUGCUUCUCUCCUAAAGUCAGUCGUAAAGAAAAGGUCCGAAGAUCUCUUCGUCUGAAGUUUAGCCUGGGGAAAAACAGAGAUUCCAAUGGAUGUUCUGUCAUCAAUAGAUAUGAAAAUGUUGGUCGACGACUAGCAAAUCAACAAAAUCUAAAAAAUAGGAUUGACUCUGUAAAAACAGGCCUGCUUUUUAGCCCAGAUAUUGAUGAAAGAUUGCUAAAGAAAGGCACAGAAAAGAUCAGCAAAUCUGAGGAACACUUACUAACUCCAGAUCAACUCGAUGGAGCAGGUUACCAGAUGUCUUGGACAGAACCCAGUAAUUCAAGUUUUCAAGAUGUGGGUGCAAAUGGAGCUUCUCCGAUAAUGAGAAAUCGUGAGGUGAAAAACUUCUCUUUGGAGCCUGAUACUACUGUUGAAAAAUCACCGGUUCUGUCAUGUGAGCUCAGGCCUUCCGCCUUCCAGAGCCAACCUGACAGCAGUGUGCUGGGAAGUUCUCUUAGCAGGGAUGAGGGUAACCUGACCUCCGAGACUUUGCAGAAGGUUCAGAAAGCAUUUUCUGAAUCUGGGAGUGAUCUGCAUACAAUGAUAAAUCACAGGCAGUUUUCAGUAACAAAUAUGGGGGAAGAAAGUGAAUCCAGUGAUGUGACUGCGAGAGAACCAGAGGGAAAUGAUGAGAGCUGUGCUGGUGAAGAUGAGAACUAUGUUUCAGAAAGAAAUUCCUCACUGGAUCAAAGUCCAAAAUUUGCUAGAGAAGCCAACAUGGAGCGUUACUCAACUCAGAUGACAGCAGAAUGUAAAGAAGACAUGCCCUCAGAAACAGCAAAAGCUGACUUAAUCCAGCCAGAACUCCUUGGUGAGGAGCAAACAGAGGAGCCACAGUUCCCAAGGAAGCAACCGACUCAUCAGCCACAGGAAAAUGAGAAUGAGGUGGAAGAGAGUGCAGCGGCAUGCAGAGCUGCCGGCGAAGACAAGGCUCAGCCUCUAAAGCAGAGUACGUGCAGUGUGAUGGACCUUUCAAAACCUCAGCCCCAGAGAUGUGCCAGGCAACGAUCACUGGUGAAAAAAUGUGAGAAUGAGGUUCCUGGAGGCUUACAAAUGACAGAGCAUGGGAGGGUUUCUGAUCACAUACAGUGGUUUAAUAAACUGUCUCUAAAUGAACCAAACAGAGCAAAAGUGAAAUCACCUCUUAAAUUUCAGCGUACACCUGUCCGUCAAUCUGUCAGAAGAAUUAAUUCUUUGUUGGAGCAUGACAGGCAUCCCGUGAGGCAGAGGUUGGCAAUCCCUGGUGACGCAGCUUCUCCUCUGGUAAAGUCAGUGAGCUGUGACAGUGCUCUUCCCUCUUGUGUAGAAAGCACAUCAAAACGUUCAUCUGUUUCAUGUACUAAGUCAGGUCCUGAUGCACAGAAGGCUACAUCGUGUGCAAAGUACAAUGAUGCACUCUCAAAAUCAAGUGCUGAGUUAACUUGUAAAGCUUUCACAAAAGUGAAGAGACAUCCAGAUCCUACUCCUGCUUCUCUUGGCACUACUAGACUCUGUAAACAGGAGAGCAAAUCUGAUGGCCAAACUAAGUUUCCCUUGGAUGAUCUCACUAAUCAUGAUAGAUUAAAAUUAGUUGUAAAUAACAAUGUGGUCUCUACACCUGGGAUAAAAAACAGAGUUCUUAGGAAACCAUCAGAAAAAGAAAGGGUCUGGUAUAAAGGUUCUCCCAAAAAUCCUAUUGGAAAGCCUCAACUGCUACCAACGAGUAAGCCUGUAGACUUGUAACUGUCAGAUGUGGUGCUUAUCAUCAGUGUAAAUAAAAUGAGCAGCUCGCAGGGUGGUUUGCAGGGUAAGCGCCUGCUAGCGUGUGCCGGGGAUGCUUGUCAAGCAGGUUCUUCCCAGAGCA
Acomys russatus (golden spiny mouse) is the source of this 3371-nucleotide messenger RNA. RefSeq names its product neuroendocrine protein 7B2. Gene Ontology annotation, cellular component: secretory granule. Lineage: Eukaryota; Metazoa; Chordata; Mammalia; Rodentia; Muridae. The transcript is spliced from 12 exons. The coding region runs from base 242 to 3250 and encodes 1002 amino acids. Gene Ontology annotation, molecular function: enzyme regulator activity. Gene Ontology annotation, biological process: regulation of hormone secretion; neuropeptide signaling pathway. The record is from RefSeq and is a predicted model, not a curated record.